GGCUGACAUCAGCUUGUGCCGCGUUUGCCGCCUCUCCCAUGAUCAAGGUCGAGCACACAUCUACACCAAGCGACACUCGGCGGCGCUUGCGACGCUUCUCGACAAGGAGCUCCGUCGCAUGGCCGCCCUUGCGACGUGGCUGGAGUCGCACAGCCGCUCGCUUGCAUCCACCGCAGAGCAAAGCGCGCCGAUCGCCGCAGCGGGAACCGAAGCCGACGAUCGUGGCGGGAGAUUCGCGUGCGAGGAGAGCCGGAAGCGAAGCCGAUGGUGCCGGUUCUGCGACGCUGACGUGGCAGAGGAUAGCGUGAUUGGCGGAUGGUGAGCGCUCUGACAGCGGUCCCUCCUCACUCCCUCCCUCACACCCUCCCCCACUCCCUCCCUCACACCCUCCCCCACUCCCUCCCUCACGCCCCUCACACCUUCCCCUUCUCGGAAUCUCCCUCCCUCUCUCCCCAUCUCCUCCUCUUCCGCUCCGCGCCUUCCCGGCUCGUAGCCUCCUCCCAGAGCGUUCUCACCUCCGUAUGCUGGUUCCGCUUCUCCCCUCUUUCCCCCGCCUCGCUCCGUCCGCCCAAAACGCCUUCACUUGACGCGGAAUCCUGCUUCUCCCUUCCUUCCCCGGCUCGCCCAGAGCGCCCUCGCCUUCUUACGCGGAAUCCGCUUCUCCCCUCCUCCUCCCCGUCGGUGCGUGUGCUCGUGUUAGGAAGCACUGGCUGCGCCACGUCAGCAGCGGGGACCACAUGACGUCAGUGACGGCGUUUUGGGCCGCAAACUGCAGCGGCAGGGGCGUUGUGGCUGCUGAUACUGUUGCUCUCACUGCCGCCCUGGCCGCUCGCCUUGCUGCUGCUGCCGCUGCUGCUACAACCGCUACUACUCCUACGGCUACAGGUGGAGGUGUUGGUGGUGGUGGUAGUGGUGGCGCUACCGUAGCUGCAUAUACAGCGGAUGCCUGUGCUAAGAGGCGCGCCAAGGGGAAACGGGGGAGCAGAAAUGGCGGCUUAGAGACUAAGGAACCUUGGCGUGCAUUCGUUCUACCCCCUGCAGCCGCCACCGCCACCGUCACCGCCACCGCCUGCGCCACCGCUGCUGCUGCUGCUGCUGUGGCUUCCCCAUCUUCCUUCACUCCCCCAUCCCCCCCUGUUCCGCCAUCCUCCCCAUCCCCCCUUGUUCCGCCAUCCUCCCCAUCCCCCCUUGUUCCGCCAUCCUCCCCAUCCCCCCUUGUUCCGCCAUCCUCCCCAUCCCCCCUUGUUCCGCCAUCCUCCCCAUCCCCCCUUGUUCCGCCAUCCCCCCCAUUCCCCCCUGUUCCGCCACCUCCCUCUCUACCGUCAUCGCAUCACCCUGCUUGCCCCCCCCUCACUCCCCUGCCACACGCCAGGGCACCCAACUCCCUCCCUCCCAUCACUUGCACCAAGCCUGCCAUCCCGCCACCACAUUCAACCACGCCCAACUCCCUGCUAAAUCCCCUGGCCCCACCGGAGGGCCUCUCUCUCGUGCCCGAGACUUUUUGCCCCAUAGUGUGUCCGCCCAUCACCAACACCAAGCUCUGGAAGUUUAGAGAGCAGCGGGUCGGGGCAGCCUGGGCAGAGCAGCGCCGAGCAGAAAUAAAAGCGGCGGAAGCAGCCAAGUCCGCUGCUGCGGCUCUGCGCUUUGCACCUGCUGGUCCGCCGGCAAAGGUGGGCAGUGCUGGGGCAGCUCUAACAGAUAGCGGUGGUGCAGAACCAGGCAGCAGUGGAAGCGGUUCAAGCGUGCAUGCCACCCCUGUGGCAGGGUCAAGCAGCAGAGCAGCAGCAGAAGGAGCAGUAGCGGUUUCAGCAGGUGAAGCGGGGCAAGAAUCUGCCGGUGCUGGUGCUGGUCCUGUGCUUACGGAGGCUGGGCGCGAGCAGGGUAAGGUUGGGGGUGGCUCCAUGUGGCUUCCGAGCUUUGGGCGCGUGUGGCAGAGCGGGCCGCGGCAGGCGAGCAGGAGGGAGUUUGAGGCGGAGAGGCGCACGCAGAUGGGCAAGGGAGAGCAGGAGAGGCGUAGCAAGGGAGGGCAAGAUAGGCCGCGCAAGGGAGGGCAGCAGAGGCAGUGCAAGGGUGGGGAGAAAAGGGGACAGGAUGAAGUCAUGCAUGCUAGCCAGGGGGUUGAGCAGUCCGCACGGACGGGCGGAGCGGCGCAGCUGACUCCGCCAACGGGUCAUGCAGUGCCCUCCUCCCAGGCUGUAGGCAGCCAGCAGGCAGUUUCAGCGUCCGCUGCUCCACAGGAAGAGGGGGGUAUAGUAGCAGGCCCGCGUGAUGCUUUUUCUGGGCUGCAAGCUUUUGAGUUGAGGCCAUAUGUUCCAAAGCGGCUUAGACGCUGAUACGGUGUAACAUGCGAAGCCAAAGUGCGGCCAGUUUACGGGAAGAUGUUGGUGUACGGUACGGUACUUGUUUCACACCAAUAUCUAAUUCCCUCGUUUGCCACUGCGAGUUCUCAUUUUUACAAUGUGUUAACAUUCAUUUAUAGUUGCGUUAGGAAUAUA
Closterium sp. NIES-67 is the source of this 2495-nucleotide messenger RNA. NCBI's taxonomy places the organism in Eukaryota, Viridiplantae, Streptophyta, Zygnematophyceae, Desmidiales, Closteriaceae. The record is from the annotation of a GenBank genome assembly.